Mesoplodon densirostris (Blainville's beaked whale) is the source of this 726-nucleotide messenger RNA. RefSeq names its product EKC/KEOPS complex subunit TPRKB-like. The transcript has a single exon. NCBI's taxonomy places the organism in Eukaryota, Metazoa, Chordata, Mammalia, Artiodactyla, Ziphiidae. Gene Ontology annotation, cellular component: nucleus; EKC/KEOPS complex; cytosol. Gene Ontology annotation, biological process: telomere maintenance via recombination; tRNA threonylcarbamoyladenosine modification. The coding region runs from base 302 to 706 and encodes 134 amino acids. The record is from RefSeq and is a predicted model, not a curated record.
GGGACGCAACGGUGAGUCCUCGCCAAGCAAGAGCUGGCCAGGCGGGAACGGAAGACGCAGUCCCAGCACCCAUUUUCUAGACAACGGAUGUGAUUCUUGGCGUCCUCGUUUAUCGAGCGCCUCCCGAGGCCCGGCCCUAGGAUGCAGCCCGGCAAUGAUCUGCUUAGUCUGUCCCUGAUGUAUCAGCUGACGAUACAUCAUCCUGAUAAGGCCGCGGCUCACCAAAGUUGUGACAGAGGAGCUCGUAGAAUAGGGAGCUAGUCCUGGGUUCUGGGCGCGCUGAAUCUUGCUUAUUGAUGAAAUGCAGUUAACACAUCAGCUGGACCUAUUUCCUGAAUACAGGGUGACCCUUCUGUUAUUUAAAGAUGUAAAAAAUGCUGGAGACUUGAGAAAAAAGGCCAUGGAAGGUGCCAUUGAUGGCUCAUUAAUAAAUCCUACAGUGAUUUCAGAGGCCUUGAAAAAAUUUGGUAUCUCAGCAAAUGACACUUCAGUUCUGAUUGCUUAUAUUGAAGACAGAGAAAAACAAAUAAAUCAAGAAUACCUAAUAUCUCAGGUAGAAGGUCAUCAAGUUUCUCUCAAAAAUCUCCCUGAAAUAACAAAUAUUACGGAAGUCAAAAAGAUAUAUAAACUAUCUUCACAAGAAGAAAGAAUUGGGACAUUAUUGGAUGAGAUCAUUUGUAGGAUGUCAACAAAAGAUGUUUUGUGAAAUGACAGAAAUAUUAAAAA